Molecule: messenger RNA, 2421 nt
Organism: Hemiscyllium ocellatum (epaulette shark)
Lineage: Eukaryota; Metazoa; Chordata; Chondrichthyes; Orectolobiformes; Hemiscylliidae
Gene: slc52a3-2a
Product: riboflavin transporter 2
Exons: 4
Coding region: 294-1685 (463 amino acids)
Biological process (GO): riboflavin transport
Cellular component (GO): plasma membrane
Molecular function (GO): riboflavin transmembrane transporter activity
Source: RefSeq, a predicted model, not a curated record
GCGUGAAGCAAGGAGAUAUCAAGAAAGUCAGUGUUAAGAUCCACAGGAGUUAAGUGAUUUAUGAUGCUAAGUUUUUAUGUUACAGUCUAAGAUCUGCAAGGAAGAAGUAACCAAAGACUUUAUAAAGCUCUGGUUUGGCCCCAUUUGGAGUACUGUGUCCAGUUUUGGGCCCCACACCUCAGGAAGGACAUUCUGGCACUGGAGCGUGUCCAGCGGAGAUUCACACAGAUGAUCCCUGGAAUGGAGAGCUUUGGCAACUGAGUGGACACUGUUGGAGAUCUUUUGAGUAAUCGAUGAAUCCAGCCAUUACCAUGGCAUCGAUUGUCCACAUAUUGGCUGCUGUUUUUGGAAUGGGCUCCUGGAUAGCGAUCAACGGCCUCUGGGUAGAGCUACCUCUCAUUGUGCCAGAAAUACCCGAGGGCUGGUACCUCCCAUCGUACCUCACCAUCAUCAUCCAGUUUGCUAAUGUGGGGCCUUUGUUUGUCACGUUGAUGCACAAGUUUUCACCCAGAAAGCUGAAUGAGUCUGCUGUGAUCUAUGCCAUUGUCUGCUUAGGCAUUGCAGCUUCCUUUCUAUUGCCUUUCUUCUGGAAAGUGACUAGCGUGUUGGCUGGUGCAGUGCACAGCACGGCACUCCUUGUCUUGGCGUUUUUCCUCUCGUUGGUGGACUGUACAUCUUCAGUGACCUUCCUGCCCUUCAUGACCCGCCUGCAGCCCAAGUACCUGACCAGCUAUUUCAUCGGAGAGGGCCUCAGUGGGCUGGUCCCGGGUCUUGUCGCAUUAGGCCAAGGUGUUGGAGUUGUUAGUUGCGUCAACACCACCAAAAGUACAACUGGCAACAUGUCAUCAAACGUGACUGGUGAUGGCAGCAACAAUUACAGUAUUGUAGCUCGAUACCAGCCAGCCAACUUUCCACCAGAGAUUUUCUUCUUUUUCCUCAGCGGUGUGAUGGCGCUAUGCUUGGUGGCAUUUAUUCUCCUCAACUACCUCCCACAGUCCUGUCAACAGCGAACAACCAGUAAAUAUGUUAAACAGACAGAGGCUGCCAACGGAGGGGCAGAAUUGAACAAAAUAGAGGUGACAGAACAGAGACCCAUGAUCAGUCCUUCAGACAGUCAACAUGAAGCCAGGAUGAAAGCCAUUUUUGGGACUGGGAAGUACUCCCGCUCAGAGAUGGUCCUGAUCUUCCUAAUCCUAGGAUGGGUAAAUGCACUGACCAAUGCUGUCCUUCCUUCUGUCCAGUCUUACUCAUGCCUACCAUAUGGGAAUUUGGCCUAUCACUUGUCCGCUGCCCUUGGUGCCAUGGCCAAUCCACUGGCCUGUUUCAUUGCCAUGUUCUACACAAACCGAUCGCUGCGAUUGAUGGGAUUUCUGACACUCACAGGCACUGGCAUGGGAUCCUACAUCAUGGUUAUGGCAGUCCUCAGCCCGUGCCCCUGGCUGGUUCAGACUCGGGCUGGCAGUAUCCUCAUAGUCAUGUCAUGGAUCCUAUUUGUUGGAACGCUGUCAUACGUGAAGGUGAUGAUUGGUAUCAUUCUGCGUGAUGAAGGUCACAGUGCCCUCGUCUGGUGUGGAGCAGUGGUGCAACUGGGCUCUAUGUUGGGGGCGCUCACCAUGUUCCCCCUGGUCAGCAUCUACAACCUGUUUCAAUCUGGUGACCCAUGCAACACCAAGUGCUUUCUGUAAUUGACACCUACAGACAGUUGGAGGGCAAAAUAAAAUAAAAAGGUAGCAAUAGACUGGAGAUUAAGGAGGACCUACAACCUGUUUACUCGUACCAUGGGGAGAUUACGAUACAGAUGUCAGUCAAAGCUUCUGUCUCAAGUAUUUGCCAUCCCUAGGUAACAUUAGAAUUUACUGAGGUUGGAGCGAUUUCUCCCAGUAUUAUGUCAUAAUUUCAGAGGUGAGAAUAGAGGUCAGCAAGAGCCCCCGAGAUGCAAUCAUUUCUUCCCUUCAUGUCCAUAUAUUCAGAAAAGGAUGGCAACCAAAGUGAUGCAUUGUUCUUGGGAAUUUUAAUUUAUCAAAAAAAGGUUUGAAUUGGUUGCUUUGUUCAGUUUGUAGAAUGCUAGUUCUUCUGUUUCUAUGGAAGGGAAGUAAAAUUAAAUGGAUGAUUGUAUGCCUAGGCAGGGAUGGAAUCAGUGGGAGGACCUUUGAGGGACCAUUCUCUUUGAGCAAAAAUGGAAGGUAUUCUGCUCAGAGUAUGAUGCUGCGUAAUUUUAAAAUAUAAAAUUAAAUGAGAUAAACUGUACUUUUCUCUACCUUGGUCUCUGAUUUAUUCCCUUCUGUUGCCUUUAUCCCAACUCUUGCUAUUUGUGUAUUAAGAAAUAUUUAAUGACUCAUCCUCUGGUUCUAGUUUUUAGUGAUUUUAAUUAAAGACUUGACAGAUUUUAUUUCAAACUGGCUUGGCAUACAAAAUAUUAUA